AUGUCUGCCGCGCUACAGCAGUUCACGAAUCCAUACACCGCGUUCCCCACCGGCUCUGACACGGCGGCGUCCUCUACGCAGAUUUCCCAGUCGCAGACUUCCGGCCUGGACACCCUGGCGGAGGGUUCCCAGUAUGCUCUCGAGCAGUUGCAACUCACGCGACAGGCCGAAGUUAACGCCGGUUCUUCUUCCCACGAUGAGGUGCUGAAGUUCAAGGACCAUUCCUCCGCAUCGGAAUCCGCUGGUUUCAAGGUCCCUGUACGCCGGACUUCCGUCACCGAGGCACGUUCUUCCGGCGUCCGCAAGAAUUCAGCUUCAGCUCCCGUCCGCCGGCGGAUCAGUCGCGCCUGCGAUCAAUGUAAUCAGUUGCGGACUAAAUGCGAUGGGCAGCAGCCGUGCGCACAUUGCAUAGAAUUCGGUCUGACCUGCGAAUAUGCUCGAGAACGGAAGAAGCGUGGGAAAGCGUCGAAAAAGGACCUGGCGGCAGCAGCAGCCAAAGCCGCUGCCGCUGCUACUGCGGGGAAUAAUAGUACUACGGCGACUAGUACGACUAAUGCUCAUUCCAAUGAGAGAGAUGCCUCUGCCCCCACGAAUGGUCAAGAGUCUCCGGAUAAAUCAUCCCCGCCAGAAGCCCAGGGUAGAUACGACUCGGCGUUCGAUCCGACACGGAGCGUUGCCAACCUGCCAAGCAAUUCACGACCACAGCAAACACCGUCGUCGCAACCACAACCGCAGAUGGCAGCAGGCAUGGAAAAUCUGCCCAUGAACGACUACGGGCAAUUGCAUGACGUGAACCGUUCCUCCAUGCAGAUGCCCGAUCUGCGAUCGUUGCAGGCCUUGCCCUCGUCUGCUUCGAAUCAGCGCACCCCACCACCUCCUUUACUUCCUCAGACUUUCAAUAGCGGUUUUCAUAACAGUACAUAUGGCUUGAUGAAUCCGCAGGACCAGAAUCAUGCGAAUAUCAACGGAUACCGGCUAGGCGAAGAUGCUUCAGCACCAUUCAUUGGACUCACCCCGCCCGCUCAGUCGCCGGGAUGGCUUUCCUUACCGCCCCCCUCACCUGCAAACUUUCCAUCAUUUAAUAUGCCCACUGGUGUUCCUAGCACCUUGAAAUAUCCCGUUCUGCAGCCGGUUCUCCCGCAUAUAAGGCACAUCAUUCCCGAAUCGCUUGCCUGUGACCUUCUGGAGCUCUACUUUGCCAGCACGUCCUCGUCGCAUAUGUUCCCGCGAUCGCCGUACGUCGUCGGAUACGUCUUUCGAAAGCAAUCAUUCCUGCAUCCUACUAGACCCCGGGUGUGUAGUCCGGCUCUUCUGGCCAGCAUGCUCUGGAUCGCCGCUCAGACGAGCGAUGCAGCGUUAUUGACGUCUCCUCCGUCCAAACGCGGACUCAUCUGCCAGAAACUGUUGGAGGUAACCGUGGGUUUGCUCCGUCCGUUAAUUCACGGACCAGCUCCUGGGGAGACCUCCCCGAAUUAUGCAGCGAAUAUGGUGAUCAACGGUGUCGCGCUGGGCGGAUUUGGUGUCUCCAUGGAUCAGCUGGGUGCUCAGAGCACUGCGGCCGGAGCGAUCGAUGAUGUGGCCACCUACAUCCACCUGGCCACGGUCAUAUCGGCGAGUGAGUACAAAGCUGCCAGUGUUCGCUGGUGGGCCGCAGCCUGGUCACUGGCACGGGAGUUGAAACUGGGUCGAGAGCUGCCGCCCACCGCGUCUCAACCCCGACAAGACGAGCGAGACGGUGACGUCGAUCAACAUGCUACGCAAUCGGCGAUCCCGCUGGCGGGCAGUACGGCCAGCACAACCGGGCAAGUGACCGAGGAAGAGCGCGAGGAACGCAGACGCAUAUGGUGGCUGCUCUAUGUGAUGGAUCGUCACCUCGCACUCUGCUACAAUCGACCGCUGACUCUGCUAGAUAAAGAGUGCGAGAGCCUCUUGCAGCCGAUGAAUGACGAUGUCUUCCAGGCGGGUGAUUUCGCCAACGCCGGGUAUCGGCGCGCCGGGCCGCCCAUCGAAUGUACGGGGCAUAGCAUGUUUGGAUACUUCCUGCCGCUGAUGACCAUUCUGGGCGAAAUCGUCGAUCUGAAUCAUGCGCGCAACCAUCCUCGGUUUGGCGUGCAUUUCCGAAACAGCAGUGAAUGGGAGAGACAGAUGGCGGAAAUAACCCGCCAACUCGACGUGUACGGGCAAAGUUUGCGCGAGUUCGAAGCUCGUCAUACCAGCAGUCUUGGUCUCGGCAACGAAGCUGAAGCGGGUUUUGACGGCCCGUCUGUCGACCAUGUCAGUCCGUCUGGACGCUCGACCAGUACGGCGGGAUCGCGAGUGAACGAGUCGCUCAUGCAGACGAAGAUGGUUGUUGCAUACGGAACGCACAUUAUGCAUGUUUUGCAUAUUCUGCUGACCGGCAAAUGGGACCCGAUCUCUCUGUUCGACGACAACGACCUGUGGAUUUCCUCGGAAUCGUUUGUCACCGCCAUGGGCCAUGCUGUGCAGGCGGCCGAGGCAGCGGCCGACAUCCUGGAAUAUGAUCCCGACCUGAGUUUUAUGCCGUUUUUCUUUGGCAUCUACCUCUUGCAGGGGAGCUUUUUGCUGCUGCUGACAGCGGACAAGCUGCAAGGGGAUGCCAGUCCGAGCGUGGUCAAGGCGUGCGAGACGAUUGUCCGUGCUCACGAAGCUUGUGUCGUAACCCUGAAUACAGAGUACCAGCGAAAUUUCCGCAAGGUCAUGCGAUCGGCUCUCGCGCAGGUCCGCGGACGGAUCUCGGAAGAUUUUGGCGAGCAGCAACAACGCCGACGAGAAGUGCUUGCUCUCUACCGCUGGACCGGUGAUGGGACCGGCCUUGCGUUAUGA
Molecule: messenger RNA, 2844 nt
Organism: Rasamsonia emersonii CBS 393.64
Lineage: Eukaryota; Fungi; Ascomycota; Eurotiomycetes; Eurotiales; Trichocomaceae
Product: XlnR/XyrI
Exons: 3
Coding region: 1-2844 (947 amino acids)
Biological process (GO): regulation of DNA-templated transcription; DNA-templated transcription
Molecular function (GO): zinc ion binding; DNA-binding transcription factor activity, RNA polymerase II-specific; DNA binding
Source: RefSeq, a predicted model, not a curated record